Molecule: messenger RNA, 7759 nt
Organism: Bacillus rossius redtenbacheri
Lineage: Eukaryota; Metazoa; Arthropoda; Insecta; Phasmatodea; Bacillidae
Product: tigger transposable element-derived protein 6-like
Exons: 1
Coding region: 1097-2746 (549 amino acids)
Cellular component (GO): nucleus
Molecular function (GO): DNA binding
Source: RefSeq, a predicted model, not a curated record
AUUGUAAUACUGUCACAAAUUUUUUUAUAUUAAUAUUUUAACAAUAUAUUUGACAAACUCUUUUUUAUUAUAAUCAUAAUGUUAGACAAUUGGAUGGUCUUAAAAUGAAAUAUUAGUAUGUUUUAGUUGCGGUCAGUUAUGAAUUGGGUGUAAAAUUAUUAAACAACCUGAAAUACGAUAUACAGUGAAACCUCGUUAAUACGAUAUUGGUUAAUACGAAAUUCUCGUUAUUACAAACCUGUUUAAAGUCCCUGCAACAUGAAUAGGAUUUUCAUCGUUAAGACGUUUGUUUAUUACGAAAUACCGGAUAUUAUGUAAUUCGAAGUUCCAUUGUGGCCAAAAGCUUGUUUUCGUGUAUAUUUAAUAUCUGAUAAUACAAAGUUACUUUGUAUUUUAGUCUUAAAAAACGUGCGCGGUAACUCCAAAAAUAGAUCAUAUUAAUGGCAUUUUAAAAUAAAAAUACGUACUCAAACACAGUAUAAACCAUUAUUGCACAGCGAUAUUUUACGAAUUCCACACAUGAAUAAUAAAUAAUAUAGAAUAUAAUUCCACUAGAUUACUAUAUUUUACACAAAUAACUUCCAAAAUAAUACGUGCUUCCUAUUAUCGUGGUUAGAAAAGUGUACAUCGGCCAUGUCAGUAAACAACAGUUUUGCCAUCAUUAGGCCGUUAAAAAGUUCACAAAGAAAAUAUCAAACGAAAUUUAGAUAAAAUAAAGUACAGAAAUUACACUGUUGAAUAUGGUUUAAACUCCUAGAAAUCAUAUUAUUUUCUUUCUGCCAUAACCAAUUAAUAUUUAGUAUCUCAGCGAGGUCAUUGAAUAGAAAGAACAGAACAACGAACAAGUGACGUCGCCAUAUUGAUUGAAGUUUGAAUCGUGUACGUGUAGUCUCAGUCUCGAAAAUUAUAAAUUUGUUUGUGCUACGUCUUAUUGGUCGUGUAGAUGUUCUUUUGAAAUCGUGAUCUCAUAUGAUUAGCAUAGCUUAAUUUGUUUCGUAUUAUUAUUUUAAAGAAUAUAUUUUUAUUUUUUGCCUCGUACCAGUGUAACAUGUAUCUUUAACGUACACGUUCGGCGAAGUUAUAAACAUAACCAAAAAUGGAAAACAAACGAAAAAGAAAUGAUUUAACAAUUGAAAAAAAGUUGCUGCUUAUACGGGAAGUAAACUUAGGCGAAAAAACCAAAAGUUGUAUUGCAAAGGAGUUCAAUGUCCCAUUGUCAACAUUAUCGACAAUAAUGAAAAAUGAAUCAAAGAUUAAAGAGCACCAUGAGAAAGGAGGGAGUUUGAAAGGACGAAAACGUAUGCUCGGCGCUAAGUACGACGAACUUGAAGAGAAAUUGCUGGACUGGUUUAAUCAUUCGCGGUCCCAAAAUUUGCCUCUAUCUGGGCCUAUCAUGAAAGAAAAAGCUGAUAUGUUGGCAUUGAAAAGUGGAGUUGAUGAUUUCAAAUGCAGUAAUGGGUGGUUGCAGAGGUUUAUGCAAAGACACAAUUUGGUUUUCCGUAGUGUGUGUGGUGAAUCAGCGGAUGUUGAUAAUCAGAAAGUUGAAGAGUGGAUGGAAAUAUCAAAAAAUACUAUAAACCAGUACAGUCCUAGAGACAUAUACAAUAUGGAUGAAACUGGUGUAUUUUAUAACCUUUUACCAGACCAUACCAUGGCCUAUCGAGGGGAGCCCUGCCAUGGUGGCAAGAGAAGCAAGGAGCGUAUCACAGUUGCAUUGUGUUGCAAUGCUGAUGGCAGCGACAAAAUGAAACCUUUGGUUAUAGGAAAGUUUUUGAAACCACGCUGCUUUAAGGGUGUAACUAAUUUCCCAUGCCAAUAUGAAGCCAACCAAAAUGCAUGGAUGACCUCUAAAAUCUUUCGUGAUUGGUUGUUGCGGUUAGACAGAAAAAUGGCUAUCAGGAACAGAAAGAUUCUUCUUCUCCUUGAUAGAUGUGCAGCUCAUUCUUCUGAGUCACUGAAAUUGGAAAACAUUCAGUUGGUGUACUUACCUGCCAACACCACCAGCAUUUUGCAACCUCUCGAUCAAGGAAUUAUUAAUAAUUUAAAAAAGAUAUACAGAAAGAGACUUGUCCAAUUUCUCAUCCGUCGCCUGGAUGCCAAGAAACCGUUAACAAAAUGGAAUGUUUUGGAUGCUAUUCGAAACAUAUGUAUGGCUUGGGAUAACAUUCAGCCUACAGUGAUACAAAACUGUUUCAAGAAGUUAGUCCCAGCAGUAGCCACAAAUGAAGAAACUUCAGUCCCUGAACUGCCAAAUGCUACAGAGAAAUGCAGUCCUUGUGGUAGUUUCAGACCCAACAUGCCUGUUCCCAGUGGUAGUUGUGCCACAACUAGCCUACCUCCAUGGGAAACUAGCGACAGUGCUGAGGAUGGUGGUGAGGAAUGGGACAUUCUUCAGAAUAAACUAAAUUUCAGUAAACCGUUUGACAGUUUUGUGCAAGUAGAUGACUGUCUUCUAACAUCACCUACGCCAGAUGACUUUGAGGUGAUGGACUGUGACACCAUUGAUUGUGGUGAAGUUAACACGGAAACAAUAGAUUCUGAAGAGCCACCCACACUUACACUGCCCAAAAAAACUGAAGCUUUGCAAGCUCUGAACAUACUGGAAACAGUAAUACAGUGCAGCGAUACUGACACCGAAACAAUCAAAGCCUUUGAUCAACUGUGUGGCUUUGUCCAAAGUGUGUUCAAAAACAAUGAGAAGCAAACCAAAAUCAGUUCAUUUUUUUCACCUAACUCUGCUCAGUGAUCCUCUAGAUGUGUGUAAUAAAUUGAAGCAACAUGCCAUACAUAACUGUAAAUAAUUUUGUGUUAUUUGUGACUUUUUUGACUUUUUAUUUUAUUUAGGUGAAACAUGUUUUUACUUAAGAGAAUGCUCUUAUGCAGGUAUGUACUACAUAACAUAUUUCUUGUUUUAUAUAAUCGUAUUUUCUUACAACUAUGUACUAUCUACAUAUCUUGAAAUGUUUUUAAAAUCGGUAAUUAAAUAUUUUUUUUGGUUGUUUUGACAUAAUGUAUGAAUUAUAUGUUAAAGUAUGGUUAUUACAAACCUCGUUAUUACAAAGUGGGUAAAUUUCUGUCCCCUCAGGUUUGUAUUAAUGAGGUUUCACUGUAUUUAGUUUGAAUGUGAUGAGAACAAAAAUAACUUAUGUAAUAAAAACCUUGGUUUAAACAAAAAAACCUGGUUGUUUGGUUUUUUUUAAAAAACCUAGUUUAUUUCCAACCCUGAUAAGCACCAUAUUGAUUUUUUUGGGGGGUUAAAUUUGUUAAAUUAAAAAUUGUCAGUCUUGCAAAUUUAUACAUUUGAAUACAUUUUUUCUGUGUAUGUGCAUAUAUUUAUAUAUCCCACACAAACUUUAGGUUACAAAGCAUUUUUUUUACAGCUAACUAAACAAACAUUUUGACUUUGACAGUUGAAUAUUUAUUUAAAGAAACUAAUCAAUAGUUAAUAAUUAUACAAUUGUUUGUUUUGUUUACUUUGUGAAAAAAAAUUCAGCUCUCAAUGUAAACUUGUUAGUUGAAUUAUUUCCAUUUAAAAAAAUGGUAUUUUAAAUAGAAUACACAUGUGCCUGCAUUCAAAUUUCCCACCGCCGCCUUUUUUUUUGUUAGUUCCACAAGUGUCAACUUGGAGCACUAGGGUAGAACUUAGAGCACUAAAAAAGUAGCAUUGAGUUUCCAAUCUUUCUGUGGGUGGAUAAUCUUUGAUGUAACUGACUGUACUAAAGAAAAACUUUUGGGAAAUGGAAGUGAUCAAAUAUGUUGUGUAAUGAAUCUAGUGAGUAUUUUUUAAUGUAAAUUGUUCUGACAACGUGCAUAAAACGGUUAAACUAACAGUUGAGCGAGUUUCGGGUUGUCCACUGCCCGUUGAUUCUAUAUUCGAUGCAUUAUCGUUGGGUUGGGCCGAUGUAGAUGGCUGCAGUACUUGAAGCGUUGUAUUUUGUAGUGUGCACUCACCACUUAAGCCAGCCACCUGAGCCGAUUCCAUUGCCUUUUUCUGGGCUUCUUUCUUCCUUAAUCAGUAGAGUUGACAUCUCUCUGCAUCGGAAAGUCUAGGUGGCCGGUUAGAAAUGGGUGUCACUUGUUGCUUCCUCAAAUUCUUCACUUUUGGUUUGGCAUUAUUCCUUGCUGUUUGUAUAAAAAAUAUUGUACACAAAAUAUGAAAGUAUUUUUUUUUUAAAUGUAGUUUACACUCUAAUGUAAAGAAUAAAAGUUGUUUGGAGCAAAUUGACCAAGUACUUUCCAUUGUUAGCUCGCUUGCCACUAAACGCUAGCCGUGCCUACUACGCAUUUUAACGUUCGCUGCUGUGCAGUUACAUCAUUGCGGGGGGUGUGGGGCAGUGACGUAGCGUGCCAUCUCGGCGCCUGGGGCGGGAGACCCAUUUUGCCGCCCCCAUUCUAUAGGUGCUUCAUUAAAAUUAAAUUUCACAUGUAAUGAGGUACCUUUUAUUGAAGUUAAAAUAGGAUGAGCGGUUUUACAAGCGGAUUCUACGGGCCUUAUGAGCAGCGAAGUCAGAAAUAACUUUGUCAAAAUCAAUAUUAGCAGCCAAUUCUUGUUCAAUCGACAAUAUAGCCAAGUUUGAUAGUCUAGCGGAGCUCAUAGUAAAUCUGAGGUAAUUUUUUAUUAGCUUCAACUUCGAAAAACUUCUCUCACAACUUGCAACACUAAUCGCCAAAGUAAAAUAUAUACGAAUCAAGAUGACUAUAUUUGGAACCGAAAUUCCGAGAUUCAGUUUUUGAAUGAACUGGAGGAGCUCCAGUGGUCCUUUACCACUUGUAUAUUCCUCUGAUUCAGAACAGGCAACAACAACAAACUGCUGAAGACGCUUCCGCUCCGUCUGAAACUCGUCCUUGUCGAUGUCUUCUAAUACAUGGGAAAGAUCACACUCGAACUUGCUGUCCAAAAGUUUCGCUGGCAUCAAAAAUCAGAACUUGUCCGAUAUUUCUUGAAUUUGCUGGAAUCGAGUUGUCAUUUCUUGAAUGAUUUUGUCGAAUGAUGCGAUAAUCUCUCGGCGGAUUUCCUGUUCGUGAGACAGAGCUGCAUCUUCAGAAGAUUCAUCGCCAUGCAUGCGUUUUUUCCUGCGAAUUCUUCUCGUUUUGAGUUCGAUUCCGAGUUUUUCGCAGAGAGUCUUAGCAAAGUCAAUUGCUUCUUGCACGAAACGGUCUCUACUUUCCACUAAGAGGGUUUUCAAAGGGCAAAGUUUCUGAGCACACUUAUCCACACUUAGUCCUCGUUGCUGCAGGUAAAUCUGUGCGUCAUCUACUUCAGGUAGCACUGCAGCCCAAAAGCCAAGCAAAGUUACGAAGUUAAAUGACUGCAUGGCUGUCAGGAGAAGACUGGCUCCCGAUCUUGUUUCGGAAGUUUGAGAUGAAUCUGUUAAUUGUUCCAGUACCUCAAGAACUACCUCAAACUUAUUUUUAAGCAUCUUGACAGCUACAUGUCUAGCGCUCCAGCGCGUUUCAGUGACUCGUUUUACUGCUUGACCUGUGACGGCAACCAAAGCAUUCCAUUGAACAGUUGAUGCGGAAAAGAAGGCAAACAGCUUCUCCAGAGUUCCAAAAAACGUCACGGAAUCCACUGAUUCAGAAGCAGCGUGUACCCCAGCCAAGUUUAGUGAGUGGUUUGUGCAUGAAACGAAUAUAGCUUUCGGAUUCAGUGCUUUAAUCCGGGCUUGAACUCCAUUGUGGAUCCCUGACAUUGUGGCAGCAUUGUAAUAAGCCUGUCCUCUCAGAUUCUGUAUGUCCAGUCCGUCUGAUGUUAUCUUCGCGAUUAUAUCGUUGCUGAGAUCUUCUGCAUUUUUUUCCUUUUGGUUCGAAGAAGUCAAUGAAAGAUUCUACCACGGCGACAUUUUCUCCUUCGAUAUGUACGUAUCGCAGAACUUGGCUCAUUUGGUCAUUGUGGGAGAUGUCUGGUGUACUGUCGAAGAUUACGCAAUAAUAUUUAGCUUCUUGAAUACGACGGAUGAUGGUGGAUCGAACUUGCUGUCCCAGUAAGUUUAUAAAUUCAUUCUGGGUUUCUGGAGAUAGAUACGAAACUGAGACUCUUGCUCCCAGCUUUAUCUUUGUCAGGUGUUCCAUUAGAAGAGGGUCGUAUUUAGCUAGGAGGUGCACUAACUCCAGAAAGUUCCCGCGAUUGCCACUAUCAUCUCCUCGAAUGUCUUCUCGAUGUCCUCUGAAGGCCAGUUUGGCUAAGAACUGGAUAAUAUUCAGCAACCUGUACAGUACAUCCCUCCACUUCUUCUCCUCACUUUCGAAAACUUCUUGUUGUUUCUGAUCGAUGGUUGCUUUACAGUUCAGGUGAACUUCCAACUCCUUCCAUUUCAAGAAGCUCUGUUCAUGGCCCAGGCUAUUUUCAUGGUCUCCUAUUCUUGGAUUUAGCUUACACCAUUUGUUGAAUCCUUCUUCAGAUGCGAAGUUAGAGCCGGAAUUGCCAAACAGCUUGCAAGAAAAACAAUACAAGGAUUGCUUCAAAGGCGAGUACACCAUCCAUGUUCGGAGAACCUUUUCGCCGUUAGAUAAUGGUUUGUAGAACCACUCUUUGGUUACUUUUACCGCCUUUCGUUGAAGUCCCUGAGCGAACAACAUCGGCAAAUUUGGAAUCGAUGUGCUGUACUGAGUCAGAUCCGCGACGUACUAGAAGCGUUCUGACUUCGUUGGUCAUAGGAGAAGGCCAGCAAUCUACAUCGUCGAGAUUCACAUCUUUGAUUUCGGCAGGAGCAGAAGGAACGAUUUCAAUUAUGUCUUCUUUGGCAACAUUCACCUUUUCUGCAGGCUUAUGACUAGAUGCUUGAGGUACUUUUGAUGAGUCGACUUCGUCUUGACCCUGCUCUGUGGUGGAACCAGAACUACUUCCAACUGCGACGGCAGGUACGUCUUCUUCUUGUACCUGUAAAAUAAGUUAUGUAUUCCCAUGAAUAUUGGCCGGAGGACACGUUCGAAUUUCAAAUAAGUAUUUUAUCUAUCAAAAAACAAAAGUGGUUUUGGUGACGGCGCGGUUUGCCGGGCUUAUAGGAAAAUUUACAAACAAAAAUGAUUUUGUAUGGCAGCUACCUUUUUUAGAGUUUCCCGGUAAAAACUGACUGAGUAAGCCAUGUUAUAGAUGUUAUUAAAAGAUAAAAUGACGAGAAAAUCGGGAAAAAUCGUUGGCGCCAUUUUUGUGCUAAAUGAAAAAUUAUGUUUUCUUUGUAUGACAGGUACCAUAAAUAAUCAAGUUAUCCAAAAACAAAAAAAUAAAAAUAAAAUAUUCCUAGACUACUACUAGAUUUACAAAACAUCCCCUAUUGAAGUUUUAAAUUCAAGUAGCAGGACAAAAUUCAGUCGUAAACUUAAAAAGAUGUACCUUAACUCAAAGUAAUUUAUGUUAAUAUACUCCAUACUUUUUAAACAAUAAUCAAUGUUCAAACAGCUAUUAGAGCAAUUUUAAGUGUAUUAUAAAAUAAGAUUUAAUGAACGAGUGUGACUCCAUACUCGCAGACAUACCUAGGUGAAUAGGUUUUGCGAGACUAAUGUAAGAAAUAUUGUAACUUUUGUAAACAAUAUAUAAAUAAAUAAAUAAUAAUAAUAAAUAACUGGAGUAAUUCUAGGCCAUGCAUGAUUCUAGAUGGAGGAAUCAUAUACCUACUUACACUGGAAUCACUUCCGCUGCUGCAGGAUACCACCGAAGACGUUAACGUGGCUUUCGAACCAGAACUGGAACUAAAAUAUUUCAGUAAUGCACCUUGAGACUUCUUCGCAUCUGCUUCUUUCUUAGCCUUUUUUUGCGGAA